Molecule: messenger RNA, 1785 nt
Organism: Lachnellula hyalina
Lineage: Eukaryota; Fungi; Ascomycota; Leotiomycetes; Helotiales; Lachnaceae
Product: Calnexin-like protein
Exons: 7
Coding region: 1-1785 (594 amino acids)
Biological process (GO): protein folding
Cellular component (GO): endoplasmic reticulum; endoplasmic reticulum membrane
Molecular function (GO): calcium ion binding
Source: RefSeq, a predicted model, not a curated record
AUGCGUUUCCCCGCAGCCGCUAUCUCAGCAGCAGCUCUGCUGGCAGGUUCUGUCAAUGCAGAUGCUCAGUCUGUCCUCAGCGAAGCCAGCUCCUCCGUCUCCAGCGUUGCCAGCGAUGCUUCCUCUGUCGUUGAAUCCGCUACCUCGGGCCCCGAGCUACCAACUUUCACUCCUACAACCAUCAAGGGUGAUUUUGUUGAGCAAUUCACAGACGAUUGGGACGCGCGAUGGAAGCCAUCCCAUGCCAAGAAGGACACCAAAGGCUCCGCUAAAGAAGAUGAGGAAUGGGCAUAUGUUGGAGAAUGGGCUGUUGAAGAGCCACACGUAUACAAGGGAAUGGAAGGCGACAAGGGUCUUGUUGUCAAGAACGCUGCAGCUCACCAUGCCAUCUCAGCCAAGUUCCCCAAGAAAAUAGAUAACAAGGGCAAGACUCUGGUUGUCCAGUACGAGGUCAAGCUCCAAAAUGGUCUCGAAUGUGGUGGAGCUUACUUGAAGCUUCUCCGUGACAACAAAGCUCUUCACCAGGAUGAGUUCUCCAACGUCUCCCCCUACGUUGUCAUGUUCGGUCCCGACAAGUGCGGUACCACCAACAAGGUCCACUUCAUCGUCAACCACAAGAACCCAAAGACUGGCGAGUACGAGGAGAAGCACCUAUCAGCCCCCCCAGCCGCCCGUAUCCUCAAGACCUCCGAGCUCUACACUUUGAUCGUCCACCCUAACAACACUGUUCACAUCAAGUUGAAUGGUGAGCAAGUCAAGGAGGCCAACCUCUUGGAGGACUUCCUUCCUCCAUUCAACCCCCCCGCCGAGAUCGACGACCCUAAAGAUUCCAAGCCUGAUACUUGGAUCGACGAGGCCAGAAUUGCCGACCCUGAGGCGACGAAACCUGAGGACUGGGAUGAGGAUGCGCCAUUCGAGAUCGUUGAUGAGGAGGCUACUAUUCCUGAGGAUUGGUUGGAGACUGAGCCUCUUACUGUCCCUGAUCCAGAAGCAUCCAAGCCAGAAGAUUGGGACGAGGAAGAAGAUGGAGACUGGGUUGCCCCAACUGUCCCUAACCCCAAGUGUGAUGAUGUCUCUGGCUGUGGCAAGUGGGAGAAGCCAACAAUCAAGAACCCAGCAUUCAAGGGCAAGUGGACUGCACCUUACAUUGAUAAUCUAAAUGAACCAAAAGCUGACUAUCCGACUAGCCCUGCGUACAAAGGUGUCUGGGCCCCAAGAAAGAUCAAGAACCCUGCAUUCUUUGAGGACAAGACUCCCGCCAACCUUGAACCAAUGGGAGCAAUUGGUUUCGAAAUCUGGACCAUGCAGAACGACAUCCUCUUCGACAACAUCUACAUUGGUCACUCUGUCGCAGAUGCUGAGAAAUUCGCCCAGGAAACUUUCUUCGAGAAGCACCCUAUCGAGCAACUCAUUGAACUUGCCGAGAAGCCCAAGGUUGAGGAUAAGCCAAAGUCUCCUUCUGACCUCGUCUUUUUGGAUGACCCCGUCCUAUACGUCAAAGAGAAGCUCGACCUGUUCUUCACCAUCGCCCAGAACGACCCCAUCCAGGCCGUCAAGUUCGUCCCUGAAGCCGCCGGUGGUAUUGCCGCAGUUCUCGUCACUCUUAUUGCUAUUAUCGUCGGUGUUGUCUCACUGGGUGGAUCUACCCCACCUCAAGUAAAGAAAGCAGCGGACAAGGCCAAGGCUACUGCCACUGAUGCCAAGGACAAGGUUGCGGAAGCUGUGUCAACUGGAGCUGAGAAGGCUCAGGAAGCUACCAAGCGCGCUACUAGAAGCUCGUCGUAG